AAGCGGAACAAGAGGCAUUUAGAAAACGCUUGCACAGCGGAGGAUUGCUAAGGAACAUGUUUGCGGACUUCGCAGAGGAGGAUGGACCCUUCACAAGCCAAAGUCGCAAUAUGUAUUCUUGGGAGGAAUCAGAGGAGGAAGGUCCCUCCACAAGCAGCCAGGCCAUGAAGCGCCGAAAGAUGUCCGAGUUUUCUGACAGGACCCCAAUGCCUGUAGAAAAUCCAGGGAUAGAUGAGCCAAUACGAACAGACUCUGAACUUCCUUCGCCCUGUGGCUCAGUCUUAGAACCGCUACCCGAUCAGAUUAGUGUGGAGGGUUCGGAUCUGAAUGGUGUGGUGGCGCCGUCGGAAUCGGAGUGUCCUGAGAGUUCUAUGGAAAGUCAGGAGAAGUCAGAAUCUCCACCCCCUGAAGCAAUGGAAUGCGUGAUGUCCGGGGCAUCUUCCUCGAAAGAAGGCAAAGGUCCUACUAACCCUAAAAGCAAGCCCUCGCGCAUGUGCCUUGAAACGAUGAACUGUGAUCUAUUUUCCGUACUUCAAAUGAAUACAGAACUGGAUCUUGACUUGGAUGUGGAGGAAGUGGAUAACGCCUACUACAACAGCGCCAUAGGUAUAGUCGAAGUGCGACUUGGGCCUUCACGGGUAGGAUGGAUAUGGGCCAAUGGCGUGUUGAUGAUUUUUAACGGAGGAUGCGAAGAACAGGUGGCGGAAACCCUUAGUGAUAUGUCGGCCAAGAUCAUGGGGAACGUGAACUUUAAGGUCGACGUCUCCGACAAAAUCCUUCACUUACGCCUCUGUUCCAGUGGCAAUUUCCCCUGGAGUGUUAACUUGCAGGAAUUUCGUAAGGCCCACGCAAUUUAUUUGGAAAACCUUCGCGAGACGAACUUCGCCUUCUAUGUGGACAAGGAAAUACCCGGAGUGGCAGCUAAACUAUUUGAUACGGGAUUGGUUGAGGUGUUUGCCAUGACUUCAACUGAGGCUGACGAAAUGGUAAAGACAAUGUACCUGCUUUCGUACAGAUAUCGGAAUAAAUAA
Drosophila suzukii is the source of this 1031-nucleotide messenger RNA. RefSeq lists its product as uncharacterized. The record is from RefSeq and is a predicted model, not a curated record. NCBI's taxonomy places the organism in Eukaryota, Metazoa, Arthropoda, Insecta, Diptera, Drosophilidae.